Symbiodinium natans is the source of this 921-nucleotide messenger RNA. NCBI's taxonomy places the organism in Eukaryota, Dinophyceae, Suessiales, Symbiodiniaceae. The record is from the annotation of a GenBank genome assembly.
AUGGCAGAAGACGAGCAACCAGCCAGGCUGACCAACUCCCCGCAGGAUCGGGGCAGCCUCCUGAUCAGUCUCCGGUCUGCGAACCGAGAGUUGCAGCAGCUCCGACAGUCCCGUGAUGACACGCCUGAGACCCGUGCCAAAGAGGCAGAGAUACUCGAAGGCAUUGCGCGCACCCACGCGUCCCUUUCGGAGCCAUUGGGAGCUGUGAGGAAUGCUCUGCUCGCUGCAGAGAUCCGACGGGAGCUCCAGGACGAGGUUGGGGAGGCGACCGCCCUGCUUCUGGCCGCAAACCAGCAGCGAAAUCUCGGCGAGAUGAUCGACGCUACGGAGACAGCCGAGCGAGCCUUGCAGCUUGCGAAGAAGACCGGCACGGCCAGCCAAGAGGCGGAGGCCAGCAAAGCUCUGAGUCGCAUUUUAGGGGAGCGAGGCCUCUACGACAAGGCCCCUCAGCGUCCGGAGGCCCUCCAAACGCUGGAGGCCCUGGUCGCAGCGGUGAAGGCACGUGACGGCGUGGCGGCCAAGGAGGCGGAGCAGAAGAUCAACUCCUACGGGGCCCUUGUGACAGACAAGGACAUCGCCGAUCACAUUGUGCCGCUGAUCAGCAGAGAUCCUGAAGCCACCACGUUCCUUAGGGAGGAACUUGGCUGGGAUCUAGAAAAGCCCUACACGCAGAAGCAGACUGGCAAAGAAGUUCGCCACCUGGACUUCUACCUGGCGCAUCGUCUUACAGGUAUGGGAUUUGGGCCGCAGUUCAAGGUUUGCGCCAUGCCCGUGCGCGUGACGGGCUCCUACCCGGUCACGGUCUCCGUGAAUCAGCUCCCAGAGACAGAGGCCUGGCAAAUGGAGAUGAUGUACCGCCCGGGCUUCUUGGAUUCCGGUCUGCAGAGCGGCUUCGUGAUGGCACCCUUCUUCGACAAGUAG